AAAGCUUAAAAAAAUGCUCUAAUGGAACUCUGUCUUUCCAUUCUCCAUCUUCACCUUCAUCUUCUUCUCCAAUUCUCCACAACCACACUGUUACUCCCCAACCCAUUUCAAAUUCCCACAAAACCUAACCUAAAUCGCCUCCAGAAACCAAACCCACAUUUCCAAUUCUCUUCUAUUCGCAUUGAAUGAUCGGAACCCAUUUAGGCGAAUAAAAAAUUGGGAUUAAUAAUGACGAAUGGGUCAUCGCGAGUUGGGAGUUUAGGUUCGUUAGUGGUACGAUCAUCAAGUAAUGGUAGUUUACAACAGAAUCAGUUAGGGUUAGGAUUAGGAUUCAUUUCCAAUAAAAAAGGGUCCAAGAUGUUUGCUAAUAAAGAGAAAGAUAAUGGGUUCAUUUGGAUCUUCAAAUUCGUUCCUCGUAAGAAGGUGGGAAUGCUGCUCUUAUCUCUUGCUUCUUUUGCUGCUAUGUUGUGGAUACUUUAUAUUGCCAAAGGCGAGAUUAACCAGACGAAUCCUUUACCUAUAAAACUUUCUGGAGAUUCACCGAGUGUUGACGAAAGAAAAGACCAGGAGAUAACUUCCGCUACGAUGAACGAUCAAAUGAGGAUCACGUUGUAUGACGAUAAGCGAGUUGUAUCACACGCCGCGCCUCCACCGCCUGCGUAUUUCACAGGGUACACGCUUCCUCCGGGAAAUCCUUGUGAGAAUUUCCGAAUGCCACCUCCGCCGGCAGACAAGAAAAAAACGGGCCCUCGUCCGUGUCCGGUGUGUUACCUGCCUGUGGAAGAUUGUAUUGCAUUGAUGCCAACAUUACCGUCGUAUUCGCCUGUGCUUCAUAAUCUAACUUACAUUCACGAUGAGAGUUUUAUUAAAAGUGAAUUUGGCGGGUCAGAUUUUGGUGGAUAUCCUUCUUUAAAGCAGAGAUAUGAAUCUUAUGACAUAAGAGAAUCAAUGGCUGUGCAUUGUGGCUUUGUCAGAGGAGAUAGGCCCGGACGCAAGUCAGGAUUCAACAUUAACGAUUCAGAUCUUCUUCAGAUGGAUCAGUGCAAUGGAGUCGUGGUUUCAUCUGCGAUAUUUGGAGCUUAUGAUUUGAUUCAAGAACCGACGAAUAUCAGCGAAACUUCAAAGAAAAGUGUCUGCUUUUUCAUGUUUAUUGACGAAGAAACAGAAAAGUUUAUGAGGACUUCGGGUAAGCUGGACGAUAGCAAGACGGUAGGCUUGUGGAAAGUUGUUACAAUCUAUAAUUUGCCGUACACAGACCCAAGGCGUAACGGGAAGGUUCCAAAACUUUUACCACAUAGGCUUUUUCCGAAUGCUCGGUAUUCUAUAUGGUUGGAUGGGAAACUUAAGCUUGUUGUUGACCCGUAUCAAAUUCUUGAAAGGUUUUUGUGGAGAGAGAAUGCCAGUUUUGCAAUUUCAAGGCAUUAUAAGCGUUUUGACGUGUUUCUAGAAGCCGAAGCUAAUAAGGUGGCUGCAAAGUACGACAAUGCCUCCAUUGACUUCCAGAUUGACUUUUAUAAAAAAGAGGGUUUGACCCACUAUUCUUCAGCCAAGCUUCCUAUUAAAAGUGAUGUUCCGGAAGGUUGUGUGGUAAUAAGAGAACACAAUCCAAUAUCCAAUCUUUUUACAUGUCUUUGGUUUAAUGAAGUUGACCGCUUUACUUCAAGAGAUCAAAUUAGUUUUUCCACCGUACGGGACAAGAUCAGGUCAAAGACUAAUUGGACCGUUAACAUGUUUUGGGACUGUGAAAGACGCAAUUUCGUACUUCAGGGAUACCAUAGAGAUGUUCUGGAAAACUGGGCCCCACCACCACCUGUUACUGGUACAACUGUCGUUGUCAACUCUCAGUCCGGGAUCAUCGUCGAAAAACCACCAAAAAAUUCUACAGAAUCCAAUGUAAGUAAUGCAAAAAAGACACCAUCAAAAAGACGCCGAAGAGACAAAAGGUCGAGUUCCAGAGGGCACAGAAAAAUUGCUGCGGGCUCAAGAAACGCCAUUAAUCGAAGUUGAAAUUGAAUUUAGGCAAAAGAAAUCAUUCUUAACAUCAUUUUUUAGAAAAUUCUUUUUUUUUUUUUUUGGUUAGGAAAAUUUGUUCCUGAUGGGCAUUCAGUAUAUGUCAUUUUCAUUUAGAUU
Helianthus annuus (common sunflower) is the source of this 2130-nucleotide messenger RNA. RefSeq lists its product as uncharacterized. The transcript has 9 exons. The record is from RefSeq and is a predicted model, not a curated record. NCBI's taxonomy places the organism in Eukaryota, Viridiplantae, Streptophyta, Magnoliopsida, Asterales, Asteraceae. The coding region runs from base 229 to 2007 and encodes 592 amino acids.